UUAAGGGUGAGUGAUUAUGGCAGUACUGGGUAGGUUUGGAAGGAACAACAAGAGCAAGAGUUAGUGACACAGUAAGUAACAAUAAGUUAGACAGGAGCAGAGUAAAGGAGAAUGACACAGGGAGUAUGGGUUAGAUUAGCGAGUAAGGAGCAGGGUAAGGUGAGGGGCAUGGGGUAAGUUGGGGAGAUGGGGAGAUGGCACAGUGUGUAUGGGGUAGGUUAGUGAAUAAGAAGCAGAGUAAGGGACAAUGGCACAGUGGGUAUGGGGUAGGUUAGGCAGUUAGCAGCAGCACAGUAAGCGAAUGAGUAGAGGUUUAGGAAGCCGGAAGCACUGGGUAAAUGUCUGGUUCCGGUAAAUGAUACUGAGGCGAACAAGGAAGCCGGACAGAACGAGUGUGUGCCGGGGGCAGUGCCAGCCCAGCUGCAGGCGGAGCAGGGAGAUCCCGCGAGAGGACGCGCGGCCCGUGUAUGGAAGAAAACAAAAGUAAAUCCCAGUGUAACCCUGCUGCUGCUGCUGCUGCUGCUGAGGAUCCAUGAUGGCGGCCGAGCCGUCGCUGGGCCGGGAUAAAGAAGCCACAGCCGCUUUGCUGAAGAGCGAGCUGAGCCGAACGGAUCAGAGCCCGGGGUUGGAGCGGCUGAAGGAAUUGCUGGAUGGGGUUCUGUGCGUGGGAGGACCCGCCGGGGAGGCCCUGGAGUGGUGCAAGUGCCUGCUGGCUGGAGGGGACAAGUUCGAGGACUUCUGUCAGGCAGUGCGCUCCUAUGACAAUGCCACCCUGUGCGGCCUGGUCUGGACGGCGAACUUCGUGGCCUAUCGGUGCCGGACGUGCGGGAUUUCCCCAUGCAUGUCCCUCUGCGCAGAGUGCUUCCACCAGGGCGAGCAUGCCGGCCACGACUUCAACAUGUUCCGCAGCCAGGCAGGGGGGGCUUGUGACUGCGGGGACAGCAAUGUCAUGAGGGAGAGCGGGUUUUGCAAAAGACAUAGAGUGCAGUCUAGCUCCUGUGUUCCCUCUGUGCCCCAGGAUUUGUUGGUUAUGUCUGAAUUGGUUAUACCUCGAUUUAUUUUUUAUCUCAUCCAGUACCUGAGAGAUGGCUAUAGUGAACCAGGAGCUGAAGCAUUGCCUGAAAAAGAUCUUCAGAAAACCCUUCAGAUGCUGGAUCCUCAGAUCUCCUUCUUGGAAGAUUUAACCAAGAUGGGUGGAGCUAUGAGAUCUGUUCUUACCCAGGUUCUAACCAACGAGCAGCUUUAUAAAGACCUUUCUUCUGGUACUGAAGAGAUUACAUGCUCUAAGAGUCAUGAGAAGUAUCUAAUAGCUCUGAAGGAAUCUGGUUUGUCAAUUCCAGAAGAGAAUGUUUCCAGUGGGGCACAUGAGCAGUCACCUGGCACAAGUACAUUAGCAGUUCAAGAGUUUGCAGGUGCAGAGGAUGUUCAGGGGCAUCCAGUAUCUUCAGAUGAGGAUGACCAGGAUGCCAGGCAAUGUGUUGGGAAAAGAAAAAGAGUGAAGCUAAGCAGUAACACCAAAGAUCAGUCUAUCAUGGAUGUGUUGAAACACAAAUGUUUUCUAGAAGAACUGUUAUUUUGGACUAUUAAGUAUGAAUUUCCUCAGAAAAUGGUCACUUUCUUACUUAAUAUGUUACCAGAUCAAGAUUAUAAGAUUUCAUUUACAAAAACAUUUGUCCAGCAUUAUGCUUUCAUUAUGAAAACAUUGAAGAAAAGCCAUGAAUCGGACACCAUGUCCAAUCGAAUCGUGCACAUCAGUGUUCAGCUAUUCAGCAAUGAGGAGCUGGCGCGUCAAGUUACAGAAGAAUGCCAGCUUCUGGACAUUAUGGUCACUGUGCUACUGUACAUGAUGGAAAGUUGCCUUAUUAAAAGUGAAUUGCAAGAUGAAGAAAACAGUUUACAUGUGGUAGUAAAUUGUGGAGAAGCUUUACUGAAAAACAAUACCUACUGGCCCCUUGUUAGUGAUUUUAUUAAUAUCCUCUCGCACCAAAGUGUAGCUAAGAAAUUCCUGGAGGAUCAUGGACUAUUAGUUACUUGGAUGAAUUUUGUAUCAUUCUUUCAAGGUAUGAAUUUAAACAAGAGAGAGCUCAAUGAACAUGUAGAAUUUGAAUCCCAGACAUAUUAUGCUGCAUUUGCUGCUGAACUUGAAGCCUGUGCCCAGCCUAUGUGGGGACUUUUAUCUCACUGCAAAGUUCCAGAGACCCAAGAAUACACACGAAAUGUUGUACGAUAUUGCACUGAAGCUCUUCAGGACUGGUUCGAUGCUAUCAAUUUUGUAGAUGAGCCUGCUCCAAAUCAGGUCACAUUUCACUUGCCUCUCCAUCGAUACUAUGCUAUGUUUCUAAGCAAGGCUAUAAAAUGCCAAGAAAUAGAUUUAGAUUCUAUUUUGCCCGACCAGGAGAUGCUGAUGAAACUUAUGGUUCACCCACUACUAAUUCAAGCGAGUUUGUCCGAAAUACACAGCAACAUGUGGGUUCGAAAUGGUCUCCAGAUUAAAGGACAGGCUAUGACAUACGUGCAGUCACAUUUUUGCAAUUCCAUGAUUGACCCAGAUAUCUAUCUACUACAGGUCUGUGCUUCAAAACUUGACCCAGACUACUUUAUUUCAUCAGUCUUUGAAAGAUUUAAAGUGGUAGAUCUAUUAACAAUGGCAUCUCAGCACCAAAACACAGUGCUUGAAGCUGAUCAUGAGCGGUCAAUGCUUGAGGGAGCUUUGACAUUUCUUGUCAUUCUUUUAAGUCUACGCAUGCAUUUAGGAAUGUCGGAUGAUGAGAUUCUCCGUGCAGAGAUGAUAGCCCAGCUCUGUAUGAAUGACCGCACGCACAGCUCGCUCCUUGACCUUAUUCCAGAAAGCCCAAACCCUAAAAGUGGUAUAAUGCCAGGGACUUGCAGCUUUGAAUCCGUGCUGUCUGCAGUUGCUGACUUUAAGGCACCUGUGUUUGAGCCUGGAGGCUCAAUGCAACAAGGAAUGUAUACGCCAAAGGGUGACAUCUGGGAUCAGGAAUUUGACCCUGUAAUGGUGAUUCUGAGGACAGUUUACAGGAGAGAUGUACAGUCUGCCAUGGACAGAUACACAGCGUUUUUAAAGCAGACUGGGAGGUUUUCUGGAAACCCUUGGCCGCCUUACAAGAAAAGGAGCCCUCUGCACCACAGCUAUAAAGGCCUUAUGAGACUACUGCACUGCAAAACAUUACACAUUGUGCUGUUUACACUGCUUUAUAAGAUUCUGAUGGAUCAUCAGAAUAUGUCGGAACAUGUUCUUUGUAUGGUUUUGUAUCUUAUAGAACUUGGGCUGGAAAAUUGUCCUGAGGAUGAACCUUAUGAGGAGAAUUUUGCCGGGCCAGAUCGUUGCCACGAUAGCUGGUUUCCUGGAAGUAACCUACUGUGCAACAUGCGCCACUUUAUUAACUACGUCAGAGUGCGAGUACCAGAAACCGCUCCAGAGGCGAGGAAGGAGCCACCAGCAAGCACUAGCACUGACGGACCCUCAUUGACACAUAGUGCAAGACGACCAUCUCUGCUCCAGAGGGAGAAUUCAGGAACAGCUCAGGUUUUCAGUUUGGUAGCAGAGCGUCGGAAGAAGUUCCAGGAGAUAAUUAACCGUAAUAACAGUGAAGCCAAUCAAGUUGUGCGUCCCAAAUCUACAGCUCUGAAGUGGACUGCACCUGGUGCGACUCCUCAGUUGACAACGGUCAUAUUAGAGGUGAAAGAGAGCAUGUUAUCCCUGCUUAUUAAACUGCACAAGAAACUCUCAGGAAAGCAGGAUUCCUAUUGCCCCCCCUGGUUGGAUGAUCCAGAAUGCCUUGCUCAGCCAGACUUACCUAGGUAUUGCCAUGGCGAUGGUGUAACCGCUGUAGAACGGAUUCUACUAAAAGCAGCGUCGCAAAGUCGUCUGAACAGGCAAAGUAUUGAUGAGAUAUGUAAGAAAUCUGCUCCGCCUGUGCCACCCAAGAAAUCUAGUCCUGCUGACAAGAAGACUUUGGGCAAAGAAGAAAGACGGCAGAAAGCAAGGGAGAGGCAACAGAAAUUGCUCGCAGAAUUCGCCUCAAGGCAAAAAAGCUUCAUGGAAACAGCAAUGGAUGUUGAAUCACCUGAAACUGAUGUUGCAAUGGAGAUUGCUGCAGCUGAGCAGCAAGUGUCAGAACCAAUAUAUGAUUGUGUUAUAUGUGGACAAAGUGGCCCUUCUACAGUGGAUCGCCCUCUGGGGCUUGUUGUUCUGCUUCAGGCAUCUUCUGUUCUGGGGCAUCGGCGUAAGAGCACAGAGCCAAAGAAACUACCAACCACAGAAGAGGAGCAAAUAUACCAAGAGGGCACAUGUUCAGCAGCUAAUGAUGUCAAACUUGCAAUAUUACAGAGAUACUUUAAAGAUAGCUCCUGUCUUCAAUCAGUAUCAGUCGGUUGGGAAGGCGGAGUCUAUGUUCAAACCUGUGGCCAUACUCUGCAUAUUGACUGCCAUAAAUCUUAUAUGGAAUCCUUACGUAAUGACCAGGUUUUGCAAGGCUUUUCUGUAGAAAAAGGGGAAUUCACAUGCCCACUGUGCAGGCAGUUUGCAAACAGCGUCCUUCCUUGCUUUCCAGGAAACAGUGCAGGGAGGGGGUCCUGGCACAGCCAUGCAGCGAGCAGCAAAAGCCUGCAGGAGCUCAUCAAAGAGGUGGAAGAUCUUCAGGAGCAGCUGGGUAUUUUCCCAGUAAGCAUCAGUUCGGAAACAAAUUUAAGCAAGGAAAUGGAGGCUGUUAUGAAGGAUAUUAAAAGCACUACGCAGAAGAAAUAUACAGACUAUAGCAAGACUCCAGGAUCCCCAGACAAUGACUUUCUCUUCAUGUAUUCAGUGGCAAGAACUAAUCUGGAACUGGAGCUUAUACAUUGUGGUGACAAUCUUUGCUCCGGAGGGGCCAGUGCUGCAGGGAAACGAUCAUGUUUAACUCAGCUAUUUCAUGUUUUAGCUAUGCACAUGCGGUUAUACAGCAUCGAUCCCGAAUAUAACCCCUGGAAAAAGUUAACCCAAGUCAUACAGAAAACACCUUCCCUGGGAAGCAAUGAGGAGAGGGAAGAGGUCCCAAUACUUUUCCGAGAUGUCACCUCUCUUCUGCUCAUUCAGGUUCUAACAAUGCCCCAGCCGUUGUGCAAAGAACAUUUUGUUUGCAUUGUGAAAGUCCUCUACACGUUGCUGUACACUCAAGCAAUCACCUCCCUCUCAGUUAAACUCCAGGCAGAGGAACGCAAAGUUUGGAGGGAAUCCGGAUCCAUCAAGAAGAGUUCAUAUUCUUCUGGACAACCUUGGGAAGCUUUGCUUGGGUUCGUGAUUAGUGAAUUAUCAAGAGGGCAAAUGUACCAAAAUGAAGAGACUGACAGUAUAAACAUGAGCAACGUCACACCUUGGUAUGAAGAGUCCAUUGAACAUUAUUUACAACAGUUUUGCUUACCUUUCCUCAGGAUUACAGGCUUUCUCCAGCAUCACCUUUUUGGCUUAGAUUUACCAAGCUGCCAGGAAGAAGAUGAAUUUACUGUCCUUUCCAACUGUUUGGGACUUUUGACAUCGUUCCAUGAAGCAUCACAGCAGUUUGUCAGUGCCUCUUGCCUUGACUGGCCAGUAUCGGCAUUUGAUUUAAUAUCUCAGUGGUGUUCAGAAAUCAUUUUGUUUUCAGACAAGCACCCAGACCAAGCUAACGUUUUGCUCAUUCAAGAUACCAAGUGGGACUUACCACGCCUCCUUCAGUUGCCAGAAAACUACAAUACAAUAUUUCAAUAUUAUCAUAGAAAGUGCUGCAGUGUCUGUACAAAGGUUCCCAAGGAUCCCGCACUUUGCUUAGUUUGUGGCACAUUUGUUUGCUUAAAGGGCCUUUGCUGCAAACAACAGAGUUACUGUGAAUGUGUAAUGCACUCCCAAACCUGUGGAGCUGGCACUGGAAUUUUCCUCUUGAUCAACGCUUCUGUCAUCAUUAUUAUUCGAGGCCAUCGCUUCUGCCUUUGGGGCUCUGUAUAUCUCGAUGCACAUGGGGAAGAAGACCGAGACCUUAGGCGUGGGAAGCCUCUGUACAUCUGUAAGGAACGGUACAGCAUGCUGGAGCAGCAAUGGGUCUCACACACAUUUGAUCACAUCAACAAGAGAUGGGGGCCGCAUUACAAUGGCUUGUGAAAGUCUGAAGGGUCUCUCUUCAUCAUUGCAACUCAAAGGAGAGGAGAUGCCAAGAGGAAUAGCAGCUCUUAUAGACUGGCAAGCAGGCACUGUGCCAUUAGGUGCUAUUGGACUAAUGACAGUCAACCCCCGCCCCCCCCCCCCCCCCCCCGUCACUUAAAGUGUAAGGUAUAAAUGAGGAAAAAUACAUUCUAAUUUAUUUAAAAAAAUAUGUCUGGGGGAAAAAAAGUGAUAAAAAGCACAAAAAACAAUGAAUGUUCAGUGCUAAUGCUUCUAGGAUUGUGCAGUUUUUGUUUUAUUUUCAAUAUUAGCAUUAAAAGUCCAGUCCCACGUAUUCACUGUGUUAUUUUAUAGAUUCACAACUUCUGAACAAAUGAUAAGAUUUACUCCUCCUGGCCAGGUAGAGAUUUGCCCACAAGCC
Xenopus laevis (African clawed frog) is the source of this 6554-nucleotide messenger RNA. RefSeq names its product ubiquitin protein ligase E3 component n-recognin 3 L homeolog (gene ubr3.L). The transcript is spliced from 40 exons. The record is from RefSeq and is a predicted model, not a curated record. NCBI's taxonomy places the organism in Eukaryota, Metazoa, Chordata, Amphibia, Anura, Pipidae. Bases 533 to 6133 code for a protein of 1866 amino acids.